AUGAACAUGUCUAUUCCAGCCAAGGAGCCUCCUCCGAUGACUAUGGGCUCGACAUGCAUCACAGAACUAGAGACCAGACUUCGCCAGUCACUAGCAAUGAGAAUCCAAAAUGUGCCCGAACCUCCGGGUCAUGCUCAAGGCCACAGCGCCAAGAUCGCCGUGCUUUUCUCCGGCGGUCUUGACUGCACGCUUCUCGCGCGGCUCUCACACGAUAUUCUUCCAGUCGACGAGCCCAUCGACCUGCUGAAUAUCGCUUUUGAAAACCCACGGGUCGCGGCAACUGCACAAUCCAAUCGGUCCAAGACCAUAUCGCCAUUGCCCCCCGUCUCAAUCUAUGAAAAUUGCCCCGACCGAAUCACCGGCCGCUCGGCACACACCGAACUUCAGCGAACCUGCCCUGGCCGCACCUGGCGGUUCAUUGCCAUUGACGUCCCCUACGCCGAAACCCUCGCGCACCGGGACACCGUCAAGCGUCUCAUGAGGCCUCACAACACGGAGAUGGACAUGUCCAUCGCAUGCGCCCUGUACUUUGCAUCCCGGGGCCAGGGCAGCACCCUGACCAGCUCAUCCGGUAUAGAUACACAUGAACAAUCAGACAACUACACCACUUCAGCCCGCGUUCUCCUCUCUGGCCUGGGUGCCGACGAGCUUUUCGCCGGUUACGGCCGCCAUGGGGUCGCAUUCACGCGCAGCGGGUUCCAGGGCCUUCUCUCUGAGAUCCACCUGGACGUCAGCCGGCUCGGCCAGCGCAAUCUCGGUCGCGACGACCGAGUCCUCUCGCACUGGGGCCGCGAGACCCGGUUUCCCUACCUAGACGAAGACUUUGUGGCAUGGGUUCUCCAGGCCUCGGUCUGGGAGAAAUGCGGGUUCGGACUGCCUGACCCACUGCCUCUUGACGUCUCAGCGGAUGAAUCCCAUCAAAGGUCGGGCAUCAACCCGGAGAAAAUGGCACUUCGCCUCGUCGCGCUCCGGCUAAGCUUGGAUCACGUUGCUCGCGAGAAGAAACGCGCAAUCCAGUUCGGCGCGCGCACAGCGAAGAUGGAGACGGGCAAAUCCAAGGGGACUGACAUACUAACCUAG
This is a messenger RNA of Penicillium alfredii, 1080 nucleotides long. Its product is annotated as asparagine synthase C-terminal domain-containing protein. The record is from RefSeq and is a predicted model, not a curated record. Gene Ontology annotation, molecular function: asparagine synthase (glutamine-hydrolyzing) activity. The transcript has a single exon. Lineage: Eukaryota; Fungi; Ascomycota; Eurotiomycetes; Eurotiales; Aspergillaceae. The coding region runs from base 1 to 1080 and encodes 359 amino acids.